CCUGUCUGGCACAGGGAGACUACAGUCAUGGCAUCCAAAAUCAAGGGUGGACCUCCCAAGCAACCAAAGGUGACUCCUGAUCUGCCAUCUGACAAUUUACAGCAGCUACAUGAAAAUAACCCAGGAACCAAUCUGGCCUUUGAAACUGGUGGAGAAAGCACUUCUUUCCAAGAAACAGGUGGACCAAAGCCAGGGCCUAGUAAGAAAUCUUUUAAUGAAAGGAAGAGAAGGUAUGUGCUGAAUGUAAGUCAUACUGUCCAGAACAUUGAGUGGAAAAUUGACCACUUCCUAAAACUCCAGCAUGAACAAAGGCAGAAACUUUAUCAGGACUAUUCUCAUCAGUUUUUGACUUUGGCUGUGAUGUGGAAUAUAGAUGUAGAGCAAGUCAAGAAGCAUGCCGAAAAACUCUCCAAUAUACUUGAUGAGCAACAAAAGCUUUUUCAACAAUUUCAAGGUAUUCGUAUGCAGAAAAUAGAAGAAUUUAAGGAGUUAUGUGAUCGACACUUAAAGAAUCUACAGGCUAUUAAGAGGUGUCGCCGAAAAGCUAUUGUUGAAGAAGCCAGGAAACAAAUGGACUGCUUGGAAAGGAAACUUACUGAAGAAACUGUUCAUGUAAACCAGCAGGAAGAAAGGGAAGGCAAUCAGUCAUCACUUCUAUCCUUGGUAUUCUCAUAAUACCUUGAAGAAGGAAGCUCAAGCACCAGAAUAAGUUUCUAUAACAUGAUUAUUUUCUGAAUCUCUGAUGACAUGAAACUAAUUCUAAUGAAUAUGAAUCGUUGUUCACAACUGUGAGGGGACAGAAGAAUGUUACUGAGAAUGUUUUGUUUUGUUUGAAAUUUAUUGCGCAUGUAGAGUACUUGAUCAUCAGGGAUAUAUCAGGUCUCCUGUACAGUUAAAUCUCAU
Molecule: messenger RNA, 903 nt
Organism: Rattus rattus (black rat)
Lineage: Eukaryota; Metazoa; Chordata; Mammalia; Rodentia; Muridae
Product: X-linked lymphocyte-regulated protein 3A-like
Exons: 7
Coding region: 28-675 (215 amino acids)
Biological process (GO): spermatid development; meiotic cell cycle
Cellular component (GO): synaptonemal complex
Source: RefSeq, a predicted model, not a curated record